This is a messenger RNA of Lagopus muta (rock ptarmigan), 3527 nucleotides long. RefSeq lists its product as uncharacterized. Lineage: Eukaryota; Metazoa; Chordata; Aves; Galliformes; Phasianidae. The coding region runs from base 2442 to 3476 and encodes 344 amino acids. The record is from RefSeq and is a predicted model, not a curated record. The transcript is spliced from 3 exons.
GGUGGGACUGGGAGCUCAAUGGAGGCUUACUGGUCUUACUGGGGGCUUACUGGUCUGACUGGGAGCUCAAUGGGGGCUUACUGGUGGGACUGGGAGCUUACUGGGGGGACUGGGAGCUCAAUGGGGGCUUACUGGUGGGACUGGGAGCUCAAUGGGAGCUUACUGGUCUCACUUGGAGCUUACUGGGAGCUUACUGGUCUUACUGGGAGGGACUGGGAGCUUACUGGUCUUACUGGGAGGGACUGGGAGCUCACUGGGGGCUUACUGGUCUGACUGGGAGCUCAAUGGGGGCUUACUGGUGGGACUGGGAGCUCAAUGGGGGCUCACUGGUCUUACUGGGGGCUUACUGGUCUUACUGGGAGCUCACUGGGGGCUUACUGGUCGGACUGGGAGCUCAAUGGGGGCUUACUGGUCUGACUGGGAGCUCACUGGGGGCUUACUGGUGUGACUGGGAGCUCAAUGGGGGCUUACUGGUCUGACUGGGAGCUGAAUGGGGGCUUACUGGUCUGACUGGGAGCUCACUGGGGGCUUACUGGUCGGACUGGGAGCUCAAUGGGGGCUUACUGGUCUGACUGGGGGCUUACUGGUGGGACUGGGAGCUCAAUGGGGGCUUACUGGUCUUACUGGGGGCUUACUGGUCUUACUGGGAGCUCACUGGGGGCUUACUGGUCGGACUGGGAGCUCAAUGGGGGCUUACUGGUCUGACUGGGAGCUCACUGGGGGCUUACUGGUGUGACUGGGAGCUCACUGGGGGCUUACUGGUCUGACUGGGAGCUGAAUGGGGGCUUACUGGUCUGACUGGGAGCUCACUGGGGGCUUACUGGUCUGACUGGGAGCUUACUGGUCUUACUGGUGUGACUGGGAGGUCAAUGGGGGCUUACUGGUGGGACUGGGAGCUGAAUGGGGGCUUACUGGUCUGACUGGUGGCCAAUGGAGCUCACUGGUGCAGAUGGAAGCCCUCCAGCAGCUCAUGUUCCUGGUGGGGUUGGGGGCAUCUCUUGGGGUUCCUUGUCUUACUGGGAGCUUACUGGUCUUAAUGGGAGGGACUGGGAGCUCAAUGGUGGCUUACUGGUCUGACUGGGAGCUCAAUGGGGGCUUACUGGUGGGACUGGGAGCUCAAUGGGGGCUCACUGGUCUUACUGGGAGGGACUGGGAGCUUACUGGGGGCUUACUGGUGGGACUGGAGGCUUACUGGUGGGACUGGGAGCUCACUGGGGACUUACUGGUGGGACUGGGAGCUUACUGGUGGGACUGGGAGCUCAAUGGGGGCUUACUGGUGGGACUGGGAGCUCAAUGGGAGCUUACUGGUCUGACUGGGAGCUUACUGGGAGCUUACUGGUCUUACUGGGAGGGACUGGGAGCUUACUGGUCUUACUGGGAGGGACUGGGAGCUCAAUGGGGGCUUACUGGUGGGACUGGGAGCUCAAUGGGAGCUUACUGGUGGGACUGGGAGCUCACUGGGGGCUUACUGGUCUGACUGGGAGCUUACUGGGAGCUUACGGAUCUUACUGGGAGGGACUGGGAGCUCAAUGGGGGCUUACUGGUCUGACUGGGAGGUCAAUGGGGGCUUACUGGGAGGGACUGGGAGCUCAAUGGGGGCUUACUGGUGGGACUGGGAGCUCAAUGGGGGCUUACUGGUCUGACUGGGAGCUUACUGGGAGCUUACUGGUCUUACUGGGAGGGACUGGGAGCUUACUGGUCUUACUGGGAGGGACUGGGAGCUCAAUGGGGGCUUACUGGUGGGACUGGGAGCUCAAUGGGAGCUUACUGGUGGGACUGGGAGCUCACUGGGGGCUUACUGGUCUGACUGGGAGGGACUGGGAGCUUACUGGGGGCUUACUGGUGGGACUGGAGGCUUACUGGUGGGACUGGGAGCUACUGGGGGCUUACUGGUGGGACUGGGAGCUUACUGGGGGGACUGGGAGCUCAAUGGGGGCUUACUGGUCUGACUGGGGGCUUACUGGUCUUACUGGGAGGUACUGGGAGCUCACUGGGGGCUUACUGGUGGGACUGAGAGAUCAAUGGGGGCUUACUGGUCUGACUGGGAGCUCAAUGGGGGCUUACUGGUGUGACUGGGAGCUCACUGGGGGCUUACUGGUCUGACUGGGAGCUCAAUGGGGGCUUACUGGUCUGACUGGGAGCUCACUGGUGGGACUGGGAGGUCACUGGUGGGACAGGGAGGUCAAUGGGGGCUUACUGGUCUUACUGGGAGGGACUUGGAGCUCAAUGGGGGCUUACUGGUGGGACUGGGAGCUCACUGGUGGGACUGGGAGGUCACUGGUGGGACUGGGAGGUCACUGGGGGCUUACUGGUGUGACUGGGAGCUCAAUGGGGGCUUACUGGUCUGACUGGGGGCUUACUGGUGGGACUGGGAGCUCAAUGGGGGCUUACUGGUCUUACUGGGAGCUCAAUGGGGGCUUACUGGUGUGACUGGGAGCUCAAUGGGGGCUUACUGGUCUGACUGGGAGCUUACUGGUGGGACUGGGAGCUCACUGGGGGCUUACUGGUGGGACUGGGAGCUCACUGGGAGCUUACUGGUGGGACUGGGAGCUCACUGGGGGCUUACUGGUGGGACUGGGAGCUUACUGGUCCCAUACUGGUCCCAUACUGGUGUUUCUGGUCCCAUAUUGGUCCCAUACUGGUCCCAUACUGGUGUUACUGGUCCCAUACUGGUCCCAUACUGGUCCCAUACCGGUCCCAUACUGGUCCCAUACUGGUGUUUCUGGUCCCAUACUGGUCCCACACUGGUGUUACCAGUCCCAUACUGGUCCCAUACUGGUGUUACUGGUCCCAUACCAGUCCCAUACUGGUCCUAUACUGGUGUUACUGGUCCCAUACUGGUCCCAUACCGGUCCCAUACUGAUCCCAUACUGGUGUUUCUGGUCCCAUACUGGUCCCAUACUGGUGCUACUGGUCCCAUAUUGGUGUUACUGGUCCCAUACUGGUCCCAUACUGGUCCCAUACUGGUGUUUCUGGUCCCAUACUGGUGUUACUGGUCCCAUACUGGUCCCAUACUGGUCCAAUAUGUGUUACUGGUCCCAUACUGGUGCUACUGGUCCCAUACUUUUGCUACUGAUCCCAUACUGGUGUUACUGGUCCCAUACUGGUCCCAUACUGGUGCUACUGGUCCCAUACUGGUGCUACUGGUCCAUACUGGUGUUUCUGGUCCCAUACUGGUCCCAUACUGCUGUUACUGGUCUCAUACUGAUCCCAUACCAGUAUUACUGGUCCCAUACUGGUGUUACUGGUCCCAUACUGCUCCCAUACUGGUGUUACUGGUUCCAUAUUGGUCCCAUACUGGUGUUUCUGGUCCCAUACUGGUCCCAUACUGGUGUUUCUGGUCCCAUACUGGUCCCAUACUGGUGUUUCUGGUCCCAUACUGGUCCCAUACUGGUGCUACUGGUCCCAUACUGGUCCCAUACUGGUGCUACUGGUUCCAUAUUGGUCCCAUACUGGUGUUUCUGGUCCCAUACUGAUCCCAUACUGGUGUUUCUGGUCCCAUACUGGUCCCAUACUGGUCCCAUACU